AUGCCUAUGACCUGGAAUCAGGAGACCGACGCACGGCUCCUAAUUGCCAUCAUUAACACUACCCCCAACAUCAAUUGGGAGGCGGCGGCGGCUUUCCUUGAUCCAAAAUGCACAAUCAGUGCCCUCAAGCACCGCGUCGCCCGGCUCAAGGACAGGGCUGGUAUGCCAGUUACCCCGCGGUCCAAGACCAAGACCUCCAAGACUGGUACCAAGCGUGCGGCUUCUAUGAAGGCCUCCAAGGAGGACCUUGAGAAGGCUAAGUCAAAUCUUGAGACCAAGACCAAUACCUACAAAAAGGUUAAGGUCGAGGACGCUGGUGACGAGGACAGCUUGGACCGCGUCAAUGACCACAGCGACGAGGAGGAGGAGUUCCCUGAUGACGAUUCCUUCCCCCAGUACGUCUAG
Penicillium daleae is the source of this 405-nucleotide messenger RNA. RefSeq lists its product as uncharacterized. The record is from RefSeq and is a predicted model, not a curated record. Bases 1 to 405 code for a protein of 134 amino acids. The transcript has 3 exons. NCBI's taxonomy places the organism in Eukaryota, Fungi, Ascomycota, Eurotiomycetes, Eurotiales, Aspergillaceae.